Molecule: messenger RNA, 1601 nt
Organism: Emys orbicularis (European pond turtle)
Lineage: Eukaryota; Metazoa; Chordata; Testudines; Emydidae
Gene: RSL1D1
Product: ribosomal L1 domain containing 1
Exons: 9
Coding region: 1-1425 (474 amino acids)
Source: RefSeq, a predicted model, not a curated record
AUGCGUGUGCGCAGGAACCGUGGCCCACACACACGUGUCGGUCUGCUGCGGGGACUCGGGAGCAUGGCGGCGCCGGGCCAGAAGCUGGAUCGCCCCCAGGUUAAAAAGGCAGUGCAGGCCUUGCUGGCAUACACAAAGACCAAAGAUAAAACAGAUGAACUGCUUUUGAAUGAGAACGAGAAUGUAUACUUAAUGGUGACAGUAUGGAAAAUCCCACCACAAGAACAAGUUAUCAAAAUCCCACUUCCUCAUGGUAUUCGACCAGAAACAUCUGAAGUUUGCCUCUUCACAAAAGAUGAACCUGAAUUAUCUGGAGAACAGACCGAAAACUUGUACAAGAAACUGUUGAUCCAGAAUGGGAUCACAAGUAUCAGCCAGAUCAUCUCCUAUAAAACUCUCAAAAAAGAAUACAAACCAUUUGAAGCAAAGCGUCGUCUCCUGAACAGAUUUGACCUCUUCCUGGCCGAUGACCGAAUUAGAAGGCUUUUGCCCUCACAUAUAGGGAAGCACUUUUAUCAAAGCAAAAAGGCACCUUUAUCUGUGAACCUGAAAGCCAAGAAUCUAGCUAAGGAACUAAAUAAACAUAUUCAGGGAACUAUACUUCCAGUUACCAACAAGGGGUGUUGUUAUACAGCACGUGUAGGUCACACUGGAAUGAAAGCUGAUGAGUUAUUAGAAAAUGUUUCUGUUGCUGCUGAGGUGAUUUCCAAUAAGUUGCCAAAGAAUUGGAAAAAUAUUAAAGUUCUUCACCUCAAAACACUCAAAUCUGUUGCUCUCCCAAUCUUCAAUUCAUAUAUCUGCAAUUUAGAUGAGCUUGACAAGCAGCCAUCUCUCCAUCAAAAGGGAGGACAGAAAAAGAAAGGGAAAAAAAGGAAACAGAAGGCAGUCACAGAACAGACUUCACCUAAAGCCAAAGUGACAGCUGAAAAGAAGAAGAAUGCUACUACCAAAAACCUUGAGAUGGAACAGAAGAGAAAAGCAGAAACCUUGGCAGUCACAGAACCAGAUGAGGAUGAUAGAGAAAUUCCGCAACUUGUUCCUAUUCAAACAGAAGCUAGUAUAGCUGGGCAGGAGAAAACGGAACCAAAUCAGACUCCAGGAAAAGGUGUAAACAUGAGCAGAAAACCUGAGACACCACUUGGUAAGAGAAAGAUGACAUCGUUGGCUCCAGAGACUCCAAAAACAAAACUGAAAUUGGCUGAAAAUGAGGAAGAUUUGCCAAUACCAGCUCAACAGAAACAACCCAAGAAGCCCAGGAGCCCAAAGGAAGUAGUAAAGGAGAAGGAGCUGAAAAAGACUCCCAAAAAACCAGCAGCAAAAUCCUUUGACACACCUCAUGGGGGCAAGCUUGUAAAAUCAGCCAAGAAAGCUCUCAAAACACCAAAACAGAUGCCCAAGAAAAUGAAAGUCCCACAAUCAGCCUGAACUCUGUCAGUUAUAUUAUUGCUUUAUCCUAUAAAGUGAACUGAUUAAAGGUAUUUGCUUUGCUUAAAAAAAAAAAUCACUAUAAAUUAGAGAAAACAGCUUGAUUAAAAAGCCUGAGCAUAGGGAGCUGUCUUCACCAAGGUUUGUAAUUGCCCAUCAGUGUUUCCUACCAGUAG